Messenger RNA from Paramecium pentaurelia, 237 nucleotides. The record is from the annotation of a GenBank genome assembly. NCBI's taxonomy places the organism in Eukaryota, Ciliophora, Oligohymenophorea, Peniculida, Parameciidae.
AUGGGUUGUUCCUUAUAAAAAUCAUCUGAUCACAAACUGGCAAGUAAAAAAUGCUCUGCUAAUGAAAAUAUAUGUAACUCAGUAUGCAUAAUACAUUUAGAAACACCAGAAAAAAAAUCAAAUUUGGAAGUUUAUAAUCCAAUAAUAGGGAAAAUGGUAUCAGUACCAAUUCUAGUGCCUGCUUCUAAAAGUAGUAUAUUAAAGAGAAGAAGUACACAAAUGACAAUAGGAUAAUGA